GGGGAUGGAAAAAACUCACAUCUGGAAAGGGUUGAAAAGAGAAGCGGGUAAGUCGUCCCAGAUGGAAAAAUACAUGAAGUCAAAAGGUUCCAAAUCAGGAAAGAAGACAAACUAAUUGGGCGAAAAGAGGUGACCAGAGAACAGCACAGAGAAGAGCAGCAAAAGAGGAUCUGCAACGGAAAAGGAAAAAAGCCAGGGAUAAGCAAGUCCGGGAAUGCGAAGUGGAGCCAAACAACAGAACAAAUAGACGGAACUGAAACAUUGCUUCAGGAUGUCGGUAUCGUGCAAAUGUUUGUGCUGCGUCAAAUAUGUGAUGUUUGUGUUUAACCUCAUCUUCUGGUUAGGAGGGUGUGGAUUGUUUGGCGUUGGAGUUUGGCUGUCCUUCACACAGGCAGAGUUUUCCUCUCUUCCUCUUUCCUUCCCAUCCCUCUCGGCAGCCAAUCUGCUGCUGGUGGCUGGCGGGAUUACCAUGGUAACGGGUUUCCUGGGCUGUCUCGGAGCCCUAAAGGAGCAGCGCUGCCUUUUGUGCAUGUUCUUUGUGAUCCUGUUGCUCCUUGUCUUGACCGAAGUUGCCCUUGUUCUGGUCAUACACAUCUUUCGUGAUCAGCUGGAUUCCAAAGCUCAAAAUGAAUUAAAGGAGGGGAUGAAGAGUUAUGAAUCAGAAACUGGGCUGAAAAAAUCCUGGGAUAAUGUCCAAAAAAUGUUCAAAUGUUGCGGCGUCACUAACAAAACCGACUGGUAUGAUGUGCUCAAUGGAACGCUGCCAUCGUCCUGCUGCUCUGUUGGGAUCGACCAAUGUACCGACGGAUGGAGUGAGAUGUGCCAGAGUGUGCUGCAGCACAAGAGCAACAGCAACUGGAACAGAAUGUUUCUGUUCAUGGGAGCACAAUAGCCUGCCAAUGAGCUGGGCAGGAUCUAUUAAGUAUCGUUGUACAGCUGCCAGAAUGGUAAAGAGCGAGGGUGUACUGUACAUACUGAAAACGUGCCUUAUGUCAGUGAAGGAAUGUGCCAAUAUUUUCUUAGGCAUAAGUCCACAAUUAUUAAUAGCCAAAAUGUUUGUAGAGUACACAGUAUGUUCUUAGAAGGAGUCAAGUUCCCAUUAUUGCACCAGAGUGAACGACUCUCUGUCAACCAAUCAAUAGACUGCCGUGUCUGGUUCCACACUUUGGGUAUCGUACCACUGCUGUAGGUACACCAUAUAUACAAAAGGGUCCCAAAAAGUGGUCCUAAUUAGUUCUUUGAAACUUUUGGCUGAAAUGGACAGCUAGUAAGCUAGUAAGGUACUGUUAUGUCUUUUUUAAAUAAUGUCCAGAGACCUCGGAUUACAAAAACAAGGUUCCAGAUUGUCAGACUGUUUGUCUAUCAAGAAUCACCCUUUGAAUUUCAUGUGUUAUAUUCUUGCUGCGUUUCUGACUCUAUGAUUAUCAUCACAUUUUCCCUCGUCAACCGCCUGUGUUGGAUUCUCAAAAAAGCCAAAGAAAAGGUGAAACUUUUCCACCAAAUUGACUACUAAUUUGUACAAAUGGGGUACUGUCAUCAAUAAACUAAUCAUUAUUUUCCCUGGAUGAAUCGAAGAUAAACAUCUAUCUAAACAGUGUCUUCUGUGAGAAGUGGCUGUUUGACAUAUUGCUGUUGAACUUGUUGCACCAUUAUUGCUUAGAAAUGAAUAAGUACAUCUGAUAGGGGAUACAAAUGCCGUUUUUAAGUCAUUAAGUCACAAAUAAAGACAACCAAAAGCUUCCAAGGGUUCUAGCAUUUGUAAGACAGCUAUUUGACUUGUCAGUGUGUGUGUUGAAAUAGUUUAUUAAACAAGAAUAAAGUUUGUGCUUAGUGUGUAACCACGGAAGUCUGCUGCUGUCCAGCGUCUUAUACUGUAGACUCGUGGCGUCACGAGUUUAAAACGUGAUAAUAUGAUCUGUUUAGAGAAAAGCUAUAUCGCGGCAACAGGUCAGCCAGAAGUCUACCGGUGGUGCUAUGGCAUCGCUGCUUGAAUGAUAAUACACGUAAUAUGGAAGUGGCGGUGGGCGAGGCAGGAUUGGAACCACAUAUUAAGUACUUUAUACAAACUAUAAACAAAUAGGCGUAUUGCUAUAAACCUUGCAAUCCAAUUUACCUCUGUGUUCCCAGGGUUACUCGCUCACGACGUGUGUUUUUUCCAUUAGAGUUGAACAGCUGCCGCAGCGUGACUCUCCAUGCAGACGUUUGAUCAAAGUUCGUCAUCUUAAAAUACGAUCGCUGCAUUAGUCUUCCAUCAAAACGUGAUACAAGCAUCGAGCUCGCGACUUCCUGGUACCUGUAAGCAUCAUGGGAACUGUAGUUCUUUCAACGUAAACAUAAAACUAAUCCACACUUCAAGAUCAGUGAUUAGCGGUAGCAGCUACAACCGCCCUCAUUAUUUUAACUUUUCCAAUUUAUAGUUUUUGUUCCAAUUUGUGGUUAAACAGUUAAACAGUUAAAAGCAUCAUGCUUGUAGGUCAUGCAGGCAAAGAUACAAAACACUUCAAAAUGUACCUGCAUUGUUUUGUGAAGCAGUUAAAUUAAAAAAAGUUUGUUUUUCCAGUCAUAUAUGUUGUCAUUGUAAGUAAUGUUAAUAUAUUGUCUCGUCUUGUGAACCCAAUAUUUACUAAUUUUGUGAGCUGAGUGCUCUGUGGCACUCCUACUACUCAUAGUGCCUCAACACACUUGUGAAAAGUAAACAAACACUUGGUCAUUCAGGACGAGUUUAGUCUUUGAGCAUGACUUCAUGAAGCCAGUUAGUUGCGCUUAAUGCAAUGCCCUAAGAAAGACCAGCAAGGCGAAGACAGCAAAUGAACAAAGUAAAAGCCGAAAUGAGUUUUCUCCGUAGGGUGGCUGGGCUCUCCCUUAGAGAUAAGGUGAGAAGAACAGUCAUCCCAGUGUAUAAAUACCGAGAGGAGCCAGAUGAGGUGGCUCGGGCAUCUGGUCAGGAUUCCUCCCAGACGCCUCCCUGUGGAGGUGUUCAAGGUGUUGUCCGGUCAGUAGGAGGCCUCAGGGAAGACACAGGCCACAUUGGAGAGACUAUGUCUCUCACCUGGCCUGGGAACACCUUGGGAUCCACUGGGAGGAGCUGGACGAAGUGGCAGCAGAGAGGGAAGUCUGGUCUUCCCUGCUGAGGCUGCUGACUGCUGUAAGUAUUAGAUUGGACUCAGCUCCAGAACCCUCCCCUUCUCUCUUCAAGUGCCAUUGUUCACUCGCGGCACAAUCCAGGUUUAAGCCCUAAAUAUGCCUCACACACUUAUUACACUCAUGGAAAGUACAAAAUGUUUUGAUAUUUACCACUGAUGAAUGAUAAUGUAAGAUGAUCGAUGAACAGAUGGGAUCAGUGUCACAGUGUGGCCUUGAGCCUGGUUGUCAGGCUAAUGCUAGAGGCUAACAGACUUGGGUUUAUACAUAAUCCACACUGCUUGCCUGUUGUAAUGCCAGUAACAAUUUGCUCAUAUAUUAACUUGUGUUCACCUCGCUGCAAGUUUUGAGGCCGUAUUGACAGUAGAAGCCUGGUGCUUCCAUAGCCAAACAAACUUUUGUAUCACAGCACACAACUAUGGUGAAUUCAAGGACAGCCAACGAAAGUGCAAAAUCUCAACUCUUGACAAAAAAAACAUUAUAAGUGAAGAACAAAGACAUAAACAUGUAUAAAUUGUGGGCUUUUUUUUAACAGUGGUACAUGUGAUUUUUGUAAUUUGGAUUAUUCUUCGCCUUCAGCUGCCGCACGUUAAGCAACAACAGUGACUCCCAGCAUUGCAAUAAUGGCUAAAAAAUAAAUACGCUGGUGUAAAGCGGUGAAUAACAUCAUUUUGAGGAUUCAGUGCCAAGGAUGACUGCUUCUUGAAUGGUUUACUGACUUCCUCCUUGUAGAAGGUCAAAGCUCGGCACUUCCUCAUAUUCUUAUUGAACGUUUCUAAAAAUUAAAAAUGGGAACUUAUUCAUUGUGAUGUCUUUGUUCCAUUCUAAUACUUGGCAGAAGUUUUUUUUUUUGGUCAGUCUAAAGAACGGUUGUAUAUGUAGCCAACAAACAAACAAACGCACACAUUGUUUUAUUUGCUUUACCAUCAGACUGCAAAAUGUGUGUGUGUUCACUCAACACGUCCGCCCAUGUGCACAGUUCGCCAACAGGAGGUUUCCCAGCAUGCCUUGCGGGUUAUAAAUUAUUAUAACAUCAUACAGUCAAACCUGUCUUAGCGGCCACCUGUAUAGAACGGCCACCUGCCUAUAGCGGCCACUGAAAAAUACCCCGCAGAAAACUUACGUUUUAUAGACCCUGUGUAUAGCAGUCACCUGUCUGACGCGGCCAGCGGCCACCCAUUUUGUCUCCCUUGGUCAAUAUCUGACCGCAUAUAGCGGCCAAAAUGCCAACUCAAGCAGAAGCUUCAUGCACGAAAAAGUUUCGUUUUUUAAGCAAUGAAGCCGUCGCGUGUAGACUUGAAUUACUGAGUCCUAGCUCAGUCACAAUCAUUCACAAGAUCCACACAAACUGUCAGUUGUUCGGCAUAAAAAAAAGCCGUCUUCUUUGGAGCUUGUUGCAGACAGUGACACCGUUUAUUUCCUGGUGUGAGACAAUGUGCACUGGUCAAUACUGUAAUGCCCCUUGUUGUGGGGAAGGAGAGACUCACGUCGCCGAUGCACUUUAAGCGCUUUAUUAACAGUGGUUUAUUAACCUACAGUAGUAGUUCUUUACAACUUUUAUCCGCAGUCUCACAGUGUCCUCUACUGGUCAACAUUCAAAAUGGCCGCCAACCUGUCUAUAACGGCCACCUGCCUAUAGCAGCCACUUUUGCCGUCUCCCUUUAGUGCCUGCUAUAGACGGGUUUGACUGUAUUUUUUGCAUGUAUCUUAGUGUGUAAGCGUUUAUUUUGAUACUCGCAUAGUGUGUGUGGUGCAGUUACAUCGUGUGUUCCGCUUGUUCUGUUGUAUUUGGUUGCACCAUGAGUGAGAGGCGUUGUUGAGUGCUGUGUGAGUAUGCGUUCACUUCAAUAUGUACAGUAUGCUGUGUGCAAUGUGUACUUAGUUGAUGAAUGCACACAUUUCGACAUCAAAAUGGUUAUUUACAAAUGCCCGCAAGGCAUCCUGGGUAGUCCAGCUGCAACAACAAUAUUACCUAUGAACAAUAACACAUUGGAUAUCAAAAAUAUGUUAACUCUUCCUUGUUUACUUCUCUGACGACCUCCUCCACAUAUUUUGCAAUCUAGCAAAAAUGUGGUAAAAUGUUGAGAGACAGAAUACCACAAGCUACCCAGCAUGCCUUGCGGCUAGAAUAUAUGGGUGUUUUUUUGGCAUGGGUAUUGCUCGUAGAUAUUGUUUGUAUGCCCACAUGGUGCAGUCGGUAGGUUACUUUGUGCGUUGUGUGUGUUGUGUGUGAUUGCGUCUGACUAUUUUGCCAACUCAAGCGUGCCACAAUAGCACUGAAAGUCCUGUUGCCAGCUACAGUUUCCAUGUUAAAGGUUUAAAAACAAGGAGUUUGGAAAUGCCCGGUGGGCCGGAUUAAGAUGCUUGAUGUGGCCCGCGGACCGCAGUUUGCUCGCCCCAGCUUUAGAAUGUCUCUUAAUCCCAUGUUUGUAUGUGUUUUACUGUGU
Dunckerocampus dactyliophorus (ringed pipefish) is the source of this 5588-nucleotide messenger RNA. It is a transcript of the gene tspan4b, whose product is annotated as tetraspanin 4b. Bases 272 to 892 code for a protein of 206 amino acids. The transcript is spliced from 7 exons. Gene Ontology annotation, cellular component: membrane. NCBI's taxonomy places the organism in Eukaryota, Metazoa, Chordata, Actinopteri, Syngnathiformes, Syngnathidae. The record is from RefSeq and is a predicted model, not a curated record.